CAUUCUCCAGACGACAAACUGUCGACCGUCAUCAAGAAGUCAACGCCGCCUCGGUAUCAACAGAAAAAUGGAAAACAUUUCCUGUGACGAACUCAUAACAAGUUUGACGUCUUUCCUUCGUCUCUACAGUCGACAUGGAGCUCGUAUUCAGUCGACCUCGGAGAGCUUCGCGCUGACGGCCACUCAGCUGGUGGACGCUUAUAAGAGCGUAGCGGACCGAGCUGUGUUCACGGUGAUCAGAGGAGGUCUUGGUGCAGCCAGUGGCGGCCUCUCUGGUGGAGUAUGUGGUGCUCUGGGGACGAUCGCUGCUGUGACUUGGUGCAGGUUUUGUGACGAUGAUAUUAACGCAGUCGGCGCGACUCUCAGUUUUUUUGGCGGUAUAUUAGGUGGUGUAGCUGGGGGAGUGUGCGGCGGCGCCGUUGGCAGUGUGGUCGGCGUUGCAGGAGCCGGGAGUUCACUUUGGGGUUUGCUCAGCGACCUGUCAUCGUUGACCAUCGGCUAUGCAACUGGUGCUGCAGUUGGUGGUAUUUUUGGCGAGACAGCUGGUGCAGCAGGUGGUGCGAUCGGUGGUGUUUUUGGUGCGUUGAGCGGGGUAAACGUUGCUGUUAAGUUCGUUGAGCCGAAUACGAACCUGAUGGAGAAAGCUGGAGAUUUCGGAGAGGCGAUCGAGCCGCUGGUGGAGGAGCUGAAGACAAUCAAAGCGAUCAGCGACAAAAUGACCUCCAACGUUUUCAUGCAUGGUGCAGCUGGACAAACCGCCAAGACGCUGGCUUCUGUGAGCGCCAUGGAGAAAAUGAUGGGCGCCUAUCGGACCACGGGUCAGCUUCGGUUUGUUCAAGACGCGGUGAAGCAAUGCAAGAAAAUCACAGAGGAACUGGAGACGACGAGAGCAGAGGCGGAGAAAUGUUUGACGUCAGUGAAGACACAAAAACUGGACAAAUAAUGAAACGUCCACUGAUCAAGAGACUUUGAAAGACUUAAAGGAUGAAUGUACUCUGAUUGUUCCUCCAUUCAAUAAACAAGAAAUAAACAAUGA
Messenger RNA from Larimichthys crocea (large yellow croaker), 1036 nucleotides. RefSeq lists its product as uncharacterized. The transcript has 3 exons. The record is from RefSeq and is a predicted model, not a curated record. Bases 68 to 943 code for a protein of 291 amino acids. Lineage: Eukaryota; Metazoa; Chordata; Actinopteri; Sciaenidae.